Molecule: messenger RNA, 791 nt
Organism: Salvelinus sp. IW2-2015
Lineage: Eukaryota; Metazoa; Chordata; Actinopteri; Salmoniformes; Salmonidae
Gene: hspb7
Product: heat shock protein family, member 7 (cardiovascular)
Biological process (GO): heart development
Cellular component (GO): nucleus; cytoplasm
Source: RefSeq, a predicted model, not a curated record
UGAUAGGAUGGAAUAUGAGUGUCACUGUGCAGUAAAUUGUAUAAUUGGAGUCACUUCAACGUGACCUUAAAGGACAGAGCAAGAGACCAUACAGAGCUUAACUUUUAUUGCCCUUGAUUCAUCCAUUAUUUUGGGCUUCUCCUCGUGGAUUAAGGAGCAGUGAAGCUGAGAAAAGCAGACAGCCAUCAAUGAGUGUGACCAACUCCUCUGCCUACCGAUCGGAGCGCAGCUUCCAGCAGACCUCUUCUUCCUCCUCAUCCUCCAACAACCCAUACAUGGAGAAGAGCAGGGGGCUCUUUGCAGAGGACUUUGGCUCUUUCAUGCGUCCUGGAACGGAUGCCUUGGGAUUUCCCAGUCGGACAGGGACAGCAGGGAAGAUCAAGACAAUGGGAGACAGCUACCAGUUCACAGUGGACGUCCAAGACUUCUCUCCAGAGGACGUCAUUGUCACCACCUCCAACAACCAGAUCGAAGUACAUGCAGAAAAGUUGGCAGCGGAUGGCACAGUGAUGAACACUUUCACCCACAAGUGCCAGCUGCCUGAGGAUGUGGACCCCACCUCUGUGACAUCAUCAUUGGGCACCGAGGGAACGCUAACAGUCAAGGCCCGUAGAAACCCAUCCAAGCAUGAGCUCACACAGACCUUCCGCACUGAGAUCAAGAUCUAAGAAGACAGACUGGACUCUCCCAUGAGCCAUGACCCCUGUUCCCUCACUGCCUGUAUUUUGUAAUGCUAUAUCCUGUUUUCUCAUUUCAUGUCUUUAUCAUUAUAUGUUCAUUCUGCCCUUUAA